AUGGCCGGUCCAUCAUGCAGCCUGCGCAGCGGCAAGAGAUGUAUGGUGCGAAUCGGAAGCAGAAAAGAGCGGCGAUCGCGUAAGAAGAUUCCCGGCAGUUGCACUGCCUUUGUACGCGUCCUCGUUGACUUGGGUGGGCAGAUGUACCGCGUGCCGGCAGAGCAAGAUCAAGUGCUCGGGCGACGAGCCGUGCGCCAAUUGCCGACGACGAUCGCUGGACUGUCAGUUUGCAGAGGGAAACAACAAAAUCCUAGUUUCCGAAAGGUGUGCGCGAUCUGCGAAGCCCCGUUCUCCUUUUUCAUGAAACAGGCAUAUAAUUGGCAGCGGGCCACCGGUGUUAAGCGUCCCCGAGAGGAUUGUUUUCGGUUCGAUGAGGAUCUGGACCCAGGGCAUGUCGUGAAUGAUUUUGGGUCCGCGGCAGAACUUCUAGACCCCAGGGCUGGCGAGUCUCCAGCGUCGCCUGCAGCCAAUUUAUCAUGUACCAUCUGGGCGAGUCCCUUCACGCUUCCUACGACUGUCAUCAAGGACAAUCAUCAGGAGCAAAGAAAUUGGAUUUGGUUGGCCCCAUCCUCGGCCUGGUCCCUCACAGCUCGACUGAUCGUGAUGAUGACAGAGAAGCUCGACGUUGAUUCUGUCAGAGAGCCUCCCCGGUUUUACUUAGACGGGGAUAUCUAUCCUUUUGCGUGGAACCGUGUUACGAAUCUGGACCCUAUCGACACGAGUGGCUUACCUUCCCGAGAUUACGCUCUCCAUCUUUUUCAAAUAGUUCGGUUUCACCUGGGUCAAGCGUACCGAUUUUUUGAUCACGAUUCAUUCGUCACCCGAAUCCGUCAAUUUUACAAUAGUCGCGCGGAUGAGAAGGUUGUUCAACCUCGCUUCUGGUUCGUUCAGUUUCUCAUGGUCCUGGCGCUCGGCAAUGCAUUUCUGUCGAGGCCUCGUAACCAGGAUUACCCUCCUGGUUCAAAAUACUUUGCACGUGCCAUGUCUGCAAUGCCGAACUAUACAUGUACCGGAAAGGAUAGUCUGCUAGCCAUUGAGGCGCUGGCACUGGUUGGGCUGUACUUAUACGCGAUUGACCACAGAGAAGCCGCCCAUGUUCACAUUGGUCAUGCUGUACGAAUAGCACAGCUGGAAGGGAUGCAUACCCAGCUUCCUGAGGAAGUUCUUGGGGCUGAGACGGUCGCCCGAUGUCGGAAUCUCUGGUGGUCUCUGUACACCAUGGAUCGUCAUUUCUCUCCAUCACUGGGACUUCCAAUGACUACCAAGGACAGUGAAAUCACGACAUUGAUCAGCUCGUCAAGCUCAGAUCCUCCUGACCUUGCGUUUAGUCUACAGGUAAGGAUUACACGGAUGCUCUCGUUUAUUAUUUGCACCAUCUACAAGACGGAAAAAACUCCCCUUGGCACGUUUUUAGAGAUAACACGCAGUAUACUGGAGACUAUGGCCAGGUACGCGGAAGAGAUCGAGAAGAUGAUCCAUGUCAGCUUCCAGGGCUCCAUAGAUAAUGUGUCCGAAGAGACACGUCAUACAAUCCUAUUAUAUCAUCAGUGUGUGAUCGUUGCCACCAGGCCGCUGCUUCUGUCCGUCCUCAAGGAAAGGCUGGAAAAGCUUGGUCGAGCAGAAGAAGAUUGGCAGAAGUUCUUGGCUCUUCCCAUAUCCCUGAUAUCUAUUGGUAUCAAAUCUGCCGAGAAGACUCUCCAGAUAAUCGGCGAUGAAAACGGCCUUCUUGAAACCUUCCUGCCAUUUGACCUUGAAAUGACCUACGCGGCCGCUAUUCAUUUGACCAUGGCAAAUGCGCUGUUUCCUCCCGAGACGGACGUUCGGCCAUAUAGUCAGGCUGCUCAUUCAAUUCUCGACGAAAUGAUUCUUUGCGGGAACCGCGUGGCAGAAGCCCGAAAGCGGGAAUUGAUCCGUAUCGAAGGCCUUUUCCAAGAGCUGGCCAGGCGAGUUGAGCAAGAAGGCCUUCGAAUUUUGACCUUGGCGGAUCAGGGACUUUCAGAAAUAGUACCCCUCAAUAUUCCUGACGAGCCCCAGUCAAGAGAAGUCGCUAUGACGGAAUCCGCGAUGGUGCUUCCGUCUUCGGCGCGAGAUAAUCGGCCAUCUUCGGCAGACACGUCUGCUCCAGCUAACAUUGAAUUCCUCGAUAGUAUUGGUAUCUCUUCCAAUGAGUUUCUCACCAUUGUGGAUCAGAUCAAUAAUCCAGGGAUGCCGUAUGGAGCCUUGGAUGUAAGACCAGAUUGGCUGACAGGAGAUGAUCCGACUACUUACUCAUUUGGCUGA
Molecule: messenger RNA, 2280 nt
Organism: Penicillium canariense
Lineage: Eukaryota; Fungi; Ascomycota; Eurotiomycetes; Eurotiales; Aspergillaceae
Product: fungal specific transcription factor domain-containing protein
Exons: 7
Coding region: 1-2280 (759 amino acids)
Biological process (GO): DNA-templated transcription; positive regulation of transcription by RNA polymerase II
Cellular component (GO): nucleus
Molecular function (GO): sequence-specific DNA binding; zinc ion binding
Source: RefSeq, a predicted model, not a curated record